Molecule: messenger RNA, 1452 nt
Organism: Juglans microcarpa x Juglans regia
Lineage: Eukaryota; Viridiplantae; Streptophyta; Magnoliopsida; Fagales; Juglandaceae
Product: EVI5-like protein
Exons: 8
Coding region: 232-1302 (356 amino acids)
Source: RefSeq, a predicted model, not a curated record
GGUAGCUGUUCUACAUAGGGAUUACGCUGUCAUAAAUUUUGUAAUUUAUCGGCUUGUUAUCAUUUUUAACAGUUAUAAGCUUAUAACUUGCCGUCAUAUUCAUGGGCACGCGCUCGUAUACAUUUCACUAGAGGAUGUGAUCUGAAAUUGGUCAAUAUGUUGUCAUGUUAAGAAAAACAAAGUUAUUAACUUUAUCCUCUAGCUGUGUGAGAGCUUGUCUGAGAUAGUGGAAUGGAAAAGAAAAGAAUAGAUGACUGUGAACCAGGUCCAGUUCCUUCACCAAAAGCAUUGGACAGAUUUGGAUUUGUAAAGCAGGAACUUAAUACCUCUCCUGAUGGUUUAACAAGAGGCAGGUCAGCUCAUGAAUAUGAGAGGGAGGAAAGAAGAGUUAGAAAAUGGAGGAAAAUGAUUGGGGUUGGAGGGAGUGAUUGGAAGCACUACGUUAGGAGAAAACCUCAUGUUGUCAAAAGGCGUAUAAGGAAAGGAAUCCCUGAUUGUUUAAGAGGUCUUGUUUGGCAGCUGAUCUCUGGAAGUCGGGACCUUUUGCUGAUGAACCCAAGGGUUUAUGAGCAACUAGUGAUAUAUGAAACAUCAGCUUCAGAACUAGACAUAAUACGAGACAUUUCUCGUACAUUUCCGUCACAUGUUUUCUUCCAGCAGAGACAUGGACCUGGUCAAAGGUCCCUUUACAAUGUUUUGAAGGCAUACUCUGUCUUUGACAGAGAUGUUGGAUAUGUUCAGGGAAUGGGUUUUUUAGCUGGUCUGUUGCUUCUUUAUAUGAGUGAGGAGGAUGCUUUCUGGUUAUUGGUUGCGUUAUUGAAAGGAGCUGUCCAUGCCCCAAUGGAAGGCUUAUAUCAGGUGGGGCUUCCUCUGGUACAACAGUACCUUUUUCAGUUUGAUCACUUGGUGAAAGAGCAUUUGCCGAAGCUGGGGCAGCAUUUUGCCCAAGAGAUGAUAAAUCCCAGCAUGUAUGCAAGUCAGUGGUUCAUAACAGUCUUCUCAUACUCUUUUCCAUUCCAUUUGGCUCUUCGAAUUUGGGAUGUCUUUUUGUAUGAGGGUGUUAGGAUAGUUUUUAAGGUUGGUUUGGCCCUACUGAAGUAUUGUGUUGAUGAUUUGACUAAAUUACCUUUUGAGAAACUCAUACAUGCUUUGCGUAACUUCCCUGAGGAUGCAAUGGAUCCAGACACGUUAUUACCUUUGGCCUACUCAAUUAAGGUGUCCAAGCAUUUGGAGGAACUGAAGCAGGAGUAUGAGAAGAAGAACGGAAAGACAGUUCAAUCAGCAGACUCUAAUGAAAAGUAGAAACAUUCACAAUGAAUGCGGAGGAACUAAGAGAUACUAGCCUAUCCAUAAAUUCCAAAUUCUUUGAUUCUUUGUCUUGAUCGUAUGUUGUUAGCAGAAACCUUUGCUAACCGUAUCGACUCAUCUUUAAUCAUGUGAUUGUUCGUAGUU